Moesziomyces aphidis is the source of this 1023-nucleotide messenger RNA. The record is from the annotation of a GenBank genome assembly. Lineage: Eukaryota; Fungi; Basidiomycota; Ustilaginomycetes; Ustilaginales; Ustilaginaceae.
AUGCCGUCGUUCAAGGCUUCCGACAUCCCCGACCUCUCUGGCCGCGUGGCCAUCGUGACGGGCGGCAACGCCGGUCUCGGAGCCUCUUCCUGCCUCGAGCUUGCGCGAAAUGGCGCCAAAGUGUACAUGGCGUCGCGCACCGAAUCCAAGGCGCGCGAUGCCAUCGAAAAGAUCAAGAAGGCGGUCCCCAAUGCCGACAUCCACUUCCUCCAGCUCGAUCUCACCGAGCUCGCGGCGGUACGCAAGGCUGCCGACGACUUCCUUGCGCAGGAAAAGCGUCUGGACAUCCUGCUCAACAAUGCCGGCGUCAUGGCGAUGCCAUACGAGUUCACCAAGGACGGCAUCGAGAUCCAGGUCGGCACCAACGUGGUGGGCCACUACCUCUUCACCAUGCUGCUGCUGCCCACGCUCUACAACACCUCCAAGCUGCCCGAGUACGCCAACCCGGACUCGCCCUCGGUGCGCAUCGUUCAGGUCUCGAGCAUGGGCCAUCUCGGCGCUGCGUCCGAUACGAGCUUCAAGGACCUCGAGGCGGUCAACAAGAAGCACUGGCCCGAAUUCAAGGGCACUUGGAACCGCUACGGCAAGAGCAAGCUCGGCAACAUCCUCAUUGCCAACGAGCUUGCCAAGCUGCUUCCCUCGGACGCGCGCAUCACCAAUCUCUCGAUUCACCCCGGUGUGGUAGCUACCGAGCUCCUCCGCGGACCGGUGGCAUCGUACGGCAAGAUCAUCAGCCUUGUCCAGCCUCUUUACAACAAGAUCGUCACAGCUCCCGAGGACGGCGCCCUCACCCAGCUCUACGCAUGCACCUCGCCCCAGGUCGACAAGCUCGGCCUCAACGGCGCCUACCUCGUGCCCGUCGCCAAGAAGGGCUCCAAGAGCAAACAGGCGCAGGACAAGGACGGCAAGCUGGCAGCCGAGCUGUUUGCCUUCUGCAACAAGUUUGUGAACGACAAGCUCGGCCUCGACCUCGCUGCCCACGUCCAGCCCGCCGGCGUCCAGCUUCCUCAGAGCCACCUCUAG